Molecule: messenger RNA, 852 nt
Organism: Clonostachys rhizophaga
Lineage: Eukaryota; Fungi; Ascomycota; Sordariomycetes; Hypocreales; Bionectriaceae
Source: the annotation of a GenBank genome assembly
AUGAAGCUCAGCAUUGUUGCCCUAAUCCUGGCCGGUGGCGCUCUCGCUGCUCCUUCGAAGAAGAAUAAGAAGCUGAACAUCAGGAAAACCGACGACUUGCUCUUCAGGACGAGCCUCCCGGAUUUCAUUGAGAAGCGCAAUAACAUGGACCCUUCUACUCUAAACUGGGACAGUGACGGUUGCACAUCCGUGCCGGACAAGCCUCUGACCUUUGAUUUUUUGCCCGCCUGCUUUCGCCACGACUUUGCCUUCGUAAACUAUAAGGCCCAGGAUCGCUUCGACGAUCUUGCACGUCUCAAGAUCGACGAGCUGUUCAAAGAAGACCUCUACCACCAGUGUGAGAAGGAGAAAAAAGCCAAGAGGCAGCUUUGCCGUACCUAUGCCAACGGGUAUCAUCUCGGCGCGAGACUUUUGGGUGACCUCAACUCCAAGCUUGCACCGAAGACGCGCGAUAUAUCACCAGAGUCCGUCGUCUCGCCCGAAAUGAUUAAGCAGGCUUGGGAGGAUGCGAAACCCGCGCUGGACAAGGUUGAGAUCUCCCGGGAGACUUACGAGAAUUUGAAGAAGCAUCUGCAGGGCCCCGUCAAGAAGUUCUUUACCGACGUCGAGGCCCAGAUUGGUAAGGAAAGGCCCACCUUCCAGGAGGUGAAGAACAAGAUCGAUCAGCUGGUGACGGUGAUGGGAUCUAAGUCGCCCCCGCCCAAGGCCGAAGCCAAGCCCAAGGCCGAAGCCGAGCCCCAGACAGAAGACAAGCCCCAGAAAGAGCCCAAGACAGAGCCAAAGACAGAGUUCAAGCCCAAGCCCAAGAGAAGGCCCAACAACCCGGCGGAUGUACUCCCCAAGACAGUAUAG